Molecule: messenger RNA, 4353 nt
Organism: Gadus morhua (Atlantic cod)
Lineage: Eukaryota; Metazoa; Chordata; Actinopteri; Gadiformes; Gadidae
Gene: zranb1b
Product: zinc finger, RAN-binding domain containing 1b
Exons: 10
Coding region: 439-2694 (751 amino acids)
Biological process (GO): positive regulation of Wnt signaling pathway; protein deubiquitination involved in ubiquitin-dependent protein catabolic process; protein K33-linked deubiquitination
Cellular component (GO): cytoplasm; nucleus
Molecular function (GO): cysteine-type deubiquitinase activity; K63-linked polyubiquitin modification-dependent protein binding
Source: RefSeq, a predicted model, not a curated record
UCCUGUCUCUGACUGUAACAGGGAUGAGGGUUUUUACUCCGUAGUGUAGUGCAACCCUGGCCUUCCUCUCGGAGUCCCUGUGCCGCCAUUAAAGGAUAUCGGAUCGCCGUACACUAAUGUGGAUUAAAAUGACUUAAAACCUCUCAGACGGUCAACGUAGGGCUAGAGAGGGUAGAUAUUAUGUGUGGAUGUGUGCACUCCUGUCCACACGGAGCCCGGGAGCAGUAGAUAUGCAGCUCUCCACCAAGUAGCAGACGCUCGACUUCGGGACCGGGGGAGGUGGAGAAGCUGAGCCGCUGUUGUGGUUGAAGGCACGGCGGGGUGUAAACACGGGGAAGAGGAGCGUCCAGCCUGCCUGUGUGACCUCCCGCAGAGAGGACCAGCCGCGCUGAGAACCCCUCUGAGCGGCAGCAAGCCCCCUGCAGCGGCCGCCCGACGAUGACAGAGGUCGGCACUAAGUGGGCCUGCGACUACUGCACGUACGAGAACUGGCCCUCUGCGAUCAAGUGCACCAUGUGCCGCGCUCAGAGGCCCAGCUUGGGGCCCAUCAUCACGGAGGAGCCCUUCAAGAGCAGCCCCCCUCUGGAUGCCGUUCGGCAUCGGUGGGACCCCGCGUGCCACAGCAACAGCCCGCCGCAGGGAGGGGUUUCCAGCCUCCUAAUCUGCCCGGACUCCAGCGCCCGUCCCCGUGUGCGCAUCGCCGACGUCCCCGAGACGCUCCCCAGCAAGUGGUCGUGUCACAUGUGCACCUAUUUGAACUGGCCGCGGGCCAUCCGCUGCACCCAGUGCCUUUGCCAGAGGCAGCAGGGCCAGCAUCACAAGGGGCAUCGCGCGGGGCAGCCCCGUAGCCCCACGGAGCUGCCCCAGACCUCUGGCUCUGGCUACCGCUCUGCGCCCCCCACCACGCCCACAGACCCCUGCGAGGAGUACAACGACCGCAACCGACUCAACACCCGGGCACAGCACUGGACCUGCACCGCCUGCACUUACGAGAACUGGCCCAAGGCGCGCAAGUGCGUGGUGUGCGACCAUCCCUGGCCCAACAGCCUGCCGGCCGAGUCCAUCGAGCUGGCGUCGGAGCCGGAGGGCCAGCCGCCGCCCUCCAUCCUGAUCGAGCGGGAGCGGGACAAUCGGAGGGGGGGCGUGGUGGGGACAGUGGGCGUAGUCGGCGGGACAGGGGGCUGCAGCAGCAGUCAGCGGAGGUCGCCACCCAGCCCAAAGCGGGAGUCGGAGGUGAAGAUGGACUUUCAGAGGAUCGAGGUGGCGUCGGGGGCCGGGAUCGGGAGCAAAGAGGAGCUGGAGAUGGACUUUAAAAAACUGAAGCAGAUUAAGAACCGGAUGAGAAGGACUGACUGGUUGUUCCUCAACGCUUGUGCAGGUGUGGUGGAGGGAGACCUGGCGGCGGUGGAGGCCUACAAGUCGUCCGGGGGCGAUAUCGCGCGGCAGCUGACGUCGGAUGAGGUGCGACUGCUGAACCGGCCGUCGGCGUUCGACGACGGCUUCACCCUGGUGCACCUGGCCAUCCGCUUCCAGAGGCAGGACAUGCUGGCCGUGUUGCUGACCGAGGUGUCCCAGCAGGCGGCCAAGUGCAUCCCGGCCAUGGUGUGUCCCGAGCUGACGGAGCAGAUCCGCCGCGAAGUGGCCGCCUCGCUGCACCAGCGCAAAGGGGACUUCACCUGUUACUUCCUGACCGACCUUGUGACCUUCACCCUCCCAGCCGACAUCGAGGACUUGCCCCCCCCGGUUCAAGAGAAACUGUUUGAUGAGGUCCUCGACCGAGACGUACAGAAAGAGCUGGAAGAGGAGUCCCCCAUCAUCAACUGGUCCCUGGAGCUGGGCACGCGGUUGGACAGCCGGCUGUACGCGCUGUGGAACCGGACGGCAGGGGACUGCCUGCUGGACUCUGUGCUGCAGGCCACCUGGGGCAUCUACGACAAGGACUCGGUGCUGCGCAAGACGCUGCACGACAGCCUGCACGACUGCUCGCACUGGUUCUACACGCGCUGGAAGGAGUGGGAGUCGUGGUACUCGCAGAGCUUCGGUCUGCACUUCUCCCUCCGGGAGGAGCAGUGGCAAGAGGACUGGGCCUUCAUCCUCUCGCUUGCCAGCCAGCCCGGGGCCAGCUUGGAGCAGACCCACAUUUUUGUUCUUGCGCACAUUCUUCGAAGGCCGAUCAUCGUCUACGGAGUGAAGUAUUACAAGAGUUUCCGCGGUGAAACACUCGGCUACACGCGCUUUCAAGGUGUGUACUUACCCCUGCUGUGGGAGCAGAGCUUCUGCUGGAAGAGUCCCAUCGCGCUGGGCUACACGAGGGGGCACUUCUCGGCACUGGUGGCCAUGGAGAACGACGGCUUCGACAAUCGUGGCGCGGGCGCCAACCUCAACACGGACGACGACGUCACCGUGACGUUCCUGCCGCUUGUCGACAGCGAGAGGAAGCUGCUCCACAUUCACUUCCUCUCUGCACAGGAAAUGGGGAAUGAGGAGCAGCAGGAGAAGCUGCUGCGGGAGUGGCUGGACUGCUGCGUGACGGAGGGCGGCGUCCUGGUGGCGCUGCAGAAGAGCUCCCGCCGCCGCAACCAUCCGCUGGUCACCCAGAUGGUGGAGAAGUGGCUGGACGGCUACCGGCAGAUCCGGCCCUGCGCCUCCCUGUCGGACGGGGAGGAGGAAGACGACGACGACGACGACGAGUGACACAGCCAACCCCGCCUCCCUUCCCCCUCUACUUUAUUUUUCGGAUUUUGAUUUUGUUUGCUAUUCCUUUCCUGACACGGACAAACUGUGAAAAGCCUUCAGGAGAUGGCAGGGAUCCCCCCCCCCUCCCCUCUCUUCCUCCCCCCACACCUACACAAACCCUCUCCCCGUCCCCUCCUUCUGGAGGAUACUGUCACACACACACACACACACACACGCACACACACACGAUGUGCUAUCCGAGGGUUGAGGCUGGCAAAAUGACGUCACUGCUGCAAACCAACCCCCCUGAACCUGGACCUGCUGAUGACGAAGAAUAAAAGGGUCCCAGUUUACGAAUGUUGAACCAACGGUUCUGGUUUUCAGUGGUAUCAAAGAAAGGUCUUUAUUAAUAGAUGUUUAAUGCAUGCGGUUGUUUAAGAAUUACAGUUGUAAGGAUUUAUACCAGCAUCAAUUCAACUCAAAUACUUUAUAUAAGUUUGUAAUUGGCACUGACAAAAACAAGCACAUUCCCAGAUAACGUUCCUAUUUGGAUGUGUUUCCCCUGGUUAUGGAGUUGGUUGAUUUACCCUUCUUGUUUUUGGACGGGGAGCAAAGCAACAGCAUAUCGGUGGGUCAGAUGGCCUUUUGGAGAACGAUUGUUAUCAAAUACAUAAGACUUUAUUACCAAGCACUGCACAUUUAUUACUAAAAUAAUUUAUAUAUAACAGCUUGAAUCAAGGUCAUAUAUAUGAAGCUGUGGGAGAGGAGGUCGGUGCCUUCUCCAGUCCGAGCUACCUAGUCACUAAGGUUUAGUGCACACACAUACACCCACAUCGUUUGGGUUUUGAGUUGUAUUCAGUUUACCCUUCUGAAGUUGCUAAGGAAAGUUGAGUUGUGUGUUUGUGAGAUUUUUAUUUUUAUUUUGCUCCAAACUUACUCUUAUUUAUUGUGUGAAAUCCCUUUGGAGCUACUAAGAGUUUUGGAUUAAUGAACUUUUAUUUUGUCUGUUAUUCUUUGGAUCGCGAUGAAGACGUUUUAUGUUGCACAGAAACAUAGUAGCUGCAGUGAAGAAACAAGGAUGACCAUCGGUGAAAAGUUUACCUUAUUUUUCUGUGAGUAAUUCUUUCUUCUUUAGUACCUCAUUUUCAAUGUUUGAUUCAGGUGCUCUCUGCAGAAUUUGUGUUUGAGAAUGAGACAUUAUGUAUGUCAAGCAUCAAUCCGGAAAAACACUUUUGGCUCAUCACCACCUUCCCUGUUCUUAUGUGUUGCUUUCUAUCUCCACGUGGUCGAGUUCAUGUUCAUAACACAUGUGUUUGCUUUAUACACUGUCUUGUGUAUUUCUGUAAAACAAAACAAAAAAAAGGAAUUCUCAUCAAGGUCCCUGUUAAGACUGCAACCUAUAAAACCAAAGUUGGGAAAAAAAUACAUCCCAUGUGUUUGUCGUGAAUUAUGUUUUCAUCGUUUUAUUUUGUUUAUUCUUGCCAUGCUGUACUGUAUCUGUUUCAUUCUAGCCCUACACGUUCUGAGCAUCAACUCUAUGUUGCUUUGUAUUUAUGCAACAGUUGCAGCUGUGACUAUGAGGGUUUGUGGAUUUAGGCCUGACCUCACUACAUUGUAUUGCAAAGGAUAGGCAAAAAAGGUUCAAAUAUAAUAAAAGGAAAAACCUUUUUGAAAGUC